UUGUCACGUGACAACAUCCUUCACCGAUUGACAGUGGAAAUUAACACAACUGUUGGUAUAUAUAUAUAUAUAUAUAAAACAAGUAUGACUGAACCGGUAGAACCAAGACAACUGUAUCCAGAAAUAGAACCGUAUGAUAGUGGAAUUUUAGCAGUGUCAGAUCUACAUAAAUUAUAUUACGAACAAUCAGGAAACCGAACAGGAAAUCCUGUAAUUUUCAUUCAUGGUGGGCCUGGUGGAGGAACUAGUCCGAAUGACAGAAGAUUGUUUGACCCUGAAAUUUAUAGAAUCAUUCUCUUGGAUCAGCGAGGUUCAGGACAAUCAACACCAGCAGCUGAACUAACAGAUAAUACAACUUGGCAUCUAGUUGAAGAUAUCGAGAAAUUAAGAAAACAUCUUGGUAUAGAGAAAUGGGUGGUAUUUGGAGGUAGCUGGGGUUCAACUCUGUCAUUAGCUUAUGCUGAAACUCAUCCAGAUAGAGUCAAAGCUCUUAUUUUACGUGGAAUUUUUACAUUAUCAAGACGAGAAUUAGAUUGGCUUUAUGAAGAUGGUGGAGCUUGUAUGAUAUAUCCUGAUGAAUGGGAAAAAUAUAUUGAAGUUAUACCAGAGGAGGAAAGAUAUAAUAUCAGCAGUGCAUAUUAUCGAAGAUUAACGAGUGAGGAUGAGAACGUCAGAUUAAAGGCAGCUAGAGCAUGGUGUAGAUGGGAAUUAGCCACAUCUCAUUUAUUUAUGAAUCAAGAUUUAAUGGCAAGAUCCGAACUUGAUGUUUGGCCAUUACAGUUUGCUCGUAUUGAAUGUCAUUAUUUUAUACAUGGUGGAUUUAUGAAAGAUGGUCAUUUAUUAGCAAAUGUUGAUAAGAUACGUCAUAUACCUGGUACUAUUAUACAAGGCAGAUAUGAUAUAGUUUGUCCAGCAGAAACAGCAUGGAAACUACACAGGCAAUGGCCAGAAGCAGAAUUUUAUUUUGUACAAGAUGCUGGUCACUCAGCUAGAGAAGUAGGAAUCCAAACCAGAUUAUUAGAUGCUACUGAUAAAUAUAAAAACUUAUAAUGUGGUGGUAUUUGAAACUUGAUUAUGCUAACUAAACUGUUCUAGCAGAAAUACAUAAUAAGUUAAUCAGAUAUAUGUCAAAUCUUCACUUCCUUAAGUGCCAUUCACGGACACAUGUCCUUUCUACAAAUUAUAAUGAUUAAGAAAAUUGAUUUUUUGCACAUUUUAAGAGUCUCUUAACACAUGCUUAUCUAGUAUAUGCGCACCUCAUAUAAUGCAAGUGCCCCUUAAUUCGUCUUCCAUAUAGUACAAUAUACAUCAAAUAUCUUAUAAUAAUUUUUUUUAAAAUUACCAUUAUUAUUAUACAUAUACACCUGGUAGUAUAGUGUAAUAGUGAUCAAAUAUAUGUUCUGUUUUUAUUUCUAAUCAACAAAAUUUACACUGAUUUUGAAUAUAUAUUUUAACCACCUAUUAAGUAAAAUUGAAAUAUUAUCAUACGUAUUAUAGUCGAGUGUAAUGGUGGUCAAAUGUGUUCGUUUUUUUAUAUCUUUUCAUUAACAUCGAUUUUUGAUGUAUAUUUCAUCUUAUCUAUAGUUUAUGAUCUAAGGCUUGAAACUUAUUAUUAUGGAGAGGCGAUGAUAAGAACCUUUUUUUUUCUUUCUUCGAAUUUGGGUUAAGGUCUAGUUUUACAAUUCUCUGCACAGCUGACAAUAUGCAUGUAGGAAUUUGGUAAAAUGUAUUUAUUUGCAAAUGGAUAAAUUUUGUUAAAUUUGUUGAUUGUUAUGUAGUUAUGGCCUAAGACUAGGAAACGCUUACCCGGUUCUCAUGAUGGUUGUAGUUCCUCUAUUUACAGCAAUUCUCUGCAACUAUUGAUAAUUGUAAAUGGCAGACUGGGAAACUGGUCUGAUAGAUGAAAUGCAUAAAAAAUGGUGGAAAUAAAAAUUGUUUUAUUCAAUAAUAA
This is a messenger RNA of Patella vulgata (common limpet), 1951 nucleotides long. RefSeq names its product probable proline iminopeptidase. Gene Ontology annotation, molecular function: aminopeptidase activity. The coding region runs from base 85 to 1050 and encodes 321 amino acids. The record is from RefSeq and is a predicted model, not a curated record. Gene Ontology annotation, biological process: proteolysis. Lineage: Eukaryota; Metazoa; Mollusca; Gastropoda; Patellidae. The transcript has 7 exons. Gene Ontology annotation, cellular component: cytoplasm.